This is a messenger RNA of Pelmatolapia mariae (spotted tilapia), 5060 nucleotides long. RefSeq names its product ring finger protein 111 (gene rnf111). The transcript has 14 exons. Lineage: Eukaryota; Metazoa; Chordata; Actinopteri; Cichliformes; Cichlidae. The record is from RefSeq and is a predicted model, not a curated record. Gene Ontology annotation, molecular function: ubiquitin protein ligase activity. Bases 569 to 3526 code for a protein of 985 amino acids. Gene Ontology annotation, biological process: ubiquitin-dependent protein catabolic process.
GCGGCCAGCCAAGAGACGACCUGCUGGGUAAACAACAGUGGAUGCCUCGGAAGGCAGGAAUGGGAACUUCUUCGAGGGCAAAUAGUGAGAUUUUUUUUUAUCUUGUCACAUAGAGAAAUAACACGGAGGUCGUAUUGUCUCUUCCGAGUCGACUGGGUUUCCAUUUCGAGCCAAAAUGGCUGAUUAUAAUCGAGUAUUUACUGAGUGAAGUGGAGCUAGCGUUAGCUUAGCUCGUAGCCAUCCGGGGCCCACUGCCUUCGAUUUUGCUUCUCGGCACGGCUCGGGACUGUGUUGCCAGUUUCACAAUCCCGGCCGCUACAGUCCUCCGGGUCGCGAUUUCUGCGUACUAGGCCUGCCUAGUUGCAGUUCGGGUAACACAUAGAAAACUACCUGUUUUCACUACUUGUCACUAUUUCCUGCAGGAUUCAACCCCGCAUGUUGCAAAAAGGACGGUGACACAUUUUGAAAAAAGGAUUUGGACACAGGUUUGGUGACAUGCAGUGGUGAGAAGCUUUGGAAUUAAUGCAAGUUCAUUUGGUUUUUGCUCCGUGAGGUCAGACCUGCCACCAUGAAGAGUGAGGUGCCGUCUGAGGCCGCCAACAGACAGGAGCAUAUGAAGGAGCAACUGGUGAAUCCCGAACCCAUGGAGGCAGCCAAGAGCUUCCCUAACAACAUGGAGGUGAUUGGAAAAGCUGGCAGCGAUUUUGAAACUCUUUGUGAGUCGAGGCAUCGGCCCCUGAGAGACACGGGGACACAUAGAGACUCAGAACGGAGCUUUCCCGGACGUAGAAAACGAAAAGGCCAACAGGCAGGCCCAUCAGACUGCUCGCUCAAGGAUGGCCACAUCAGUGAGAGUUCACUGGCACCUCAGCGUCCCAGAGUAGAACUUUUACAGCAACCCAGCGAGGAUGAGCAUAAUCACGAGUCCUCUUUUAGUGACUGUGCUUCGUCCCCUUCAUCCAGCCUGCGAUUCGGGGACUCAGACACUCUUAGCUCGGAGGACGAGGGGGAAGCAGGAGCAACAGGAGGCCAACAUAAGGCCCCUGCCCUGACAGGAGGCGGAGCCACUGGAGUCGGCUUGCGCCCUGCUCUGGGCCGAACUCGGGGCAGCCGCACUCAUAACUGGGUGCGGUCUGAUGCUGAGCCCGUGCUGCUGAAGCGGGCGUGCCUGAGCAGCCGGCGGCCUCUACAUAGGAAACGCUUUGUGAAAACGGCUCCUGGAGGAGGUCAGCGGACUCAGAAGCAAAAGGAGAGACUACUACAACAGAGAAAGAAUCGUGAAAUGUUUGCACGCAAGAAGUAUGCUCUACACCACAGCACCAGUAGUUCCAGUGAGGAGCUCAGCGGUGACUUGUCCUCUGAAUCUUCUACUGAAGCAGAGGAUGAGAUGUAUGUAGAUGUCAGCAGCACUAGCAGCCAGACCAACAGUGCUGCUGUGGCCUCAGGUGCUCUGGACGAGGAUGUGGUGGUGAUUGAGGCGUCUCCAGCUCCCGCUCCCGCUGUCCCUGCAAGUGAGGAGAUCAAUGUGACCUCAACGGACAGUGAGGUAGAGAUCGUCACAGUUGGAGAUGGGUUCAGGUCACGCUCAGUGGGGGGUCUUGGCCGAAUGUGGGGUAAUAGCUGCUCCCAGAAUCGCCUCCAGGAGCCACGUGGACGUCACAGGCUCUCCACUGUUAUCCAACCGCUGCGGCAGAAUGCUGGGGAGGUGGUGGACCUCACGGUUGAUGAAGAUGAUCUCUCAGUUGUGCCAACAACCUCUGGCGGGAUUCAGCCUCAAACAGUCAGGUCGUCCUCAUCAUCAUCAUCAUCCCAUCAAGCCUCUACCUCAGAGCUCAAUGAUGCCCCAGGCCCUUCCACUAGCUGCCCAGGUUCAACACCUGAAAGUAUGCACACACAGAGGCCUAGUGGCUCUGCUCGCACAGCUCCAGAGGAUGACAACAGACCAGGUUUGUCAGGUACAACAGGAGAAAAUGCAGGCGUGGCCAUGCCUAGGCUCCCAUCCUGUUGUCAGCAGCACUCACCAUGCGGAGGCCCCUCCCCUGGUCACCUGCCCCUGAGCCACUCCCAUUCAAGCUGCUUGCAGGCGUCGUCCCCUCAGCAGACCAGCAGCUCUCAGCACAGCCACAGCAACACUCAACACUUUCUCCACCAUGCCCACCACCCAGCACCGCAGCCCCCAGGCACCAUGCUUUUUCCGGAGCCGAUAUGCCCCGUGGUGCGACCCAGUGCUCUGCCCGCCCCCUGCGCUGGAGUCAGCAGCAGCAGCAACAGCAGUAGUAGCAGCAACGCAGCCCACUACCAUGACCAACAAACUUUGCCAGUGGACCUGAGCAACAGCAGCGUUCGGAGCAGUGGAAACAGCGGGGCGAGUUUCCAUGGCAGCACUUCAGCCUUUGACCCUUGCUGCCCAGGUUCCACCUCACGGCCCCCUGCUUAUGUUUCCCAGCCCACCCCUGGGCCCAGUCAGCCAAGUGUGGUGGACUCGUUCAACUCCCCUAUGGUGGCUCAGCCCCAGCCGCAAACACAACCCCAGCCCUGCAGACAUUACAUGCACCCAACUUAUGGCCCUCUAACACGUUCACUGCAUCAUCAGUCCUCUUCCGCCUGUCCUCAUUCCCAUGGGAACCCCCAGCUUACACCUCAGACCCCAGCACAAGGUGAAUUUCUCAUUCCCCACACCUUUCAUGCACCUCUGUCAUCCCACCCGCCAGGCCACGCCGUGCCGCCCGCCCCUCCCCCGUCUCUGUCCACCCACCACCUCACUAAUUCAAGUGCCCAGCUGGCCCAACAUCUCCCUGCGGACCACCAGACCUUGCCGCACAUGUAUAGGAUGGAGGUUCAGAGGCGCAGGAUGAUGCAGCACCCCACACGAGCACACGAGCGUCCUCCUCCACACCCCCACAGAAUGCACCCCAACUACGGCCAUGGGCACCACAUCCAUGUGCCACAAACUAUGUCUUCCCAUCCUCGCCAGCCUGAGCAGAGAACAGCAUGGGAGCUCGGCAUCGAAGCCGUGGCCCCGUUCCCUUCAGGGCACCUGCACUCCCACCUGCCCCACUACCACCCUCCCCCAAGACUGCACCACUUCCCCAUCCCCUUCAUGCACACUGGCAUAUCUGAAGUGACCUACCCGCACAUUAGGUACAUCUCAUCUAGAAUUACUGGCUUCGGAAGAACUUAUGAGGACCUGCUGCAUUUAGAGGAGAGACUGGGGACUGUGAACCGAGGAGCCUCUCAGGGAACCAUAGAGAGGUGCACUUACCCACACAAGUACAAAAAGUCUCCAAACAUUUCUCACAAACAGAGAAAGCUGCACGGUAAGCAAGACGAAGACGAGGGGGCAGAUGAAGACACAGAGGAGAAAUGCACCAUCUGCCUGUCAAUACUGGAGGAGGGGGAGGAUGUCAGACGCCUACCGUGUAUGCACCUCUUCCAUCAGCUGUGUGUGGAUCAGUGGCUCCUCACCAAUAAGAAGUGCCCCAUCUGCAGAGUGGACAUUGAGGCGCAGUUGUCUGCUGAGAGUUGAUGCUGUUUUUUUUCCCCUUUUUCUUUUCUAACAACCCUUUUGUUAAAAAUUUAUUUUGAGAUCAUAUUAAUUUCUCUUCAGUACUGCAGUCAACCAAAGAUGGCAUGAAUUACCCCUGCAGCAGCUCUACUGCAAGGAUAUUUAAAAAAAAAAGACAUCUGACAGAGAAAAAAAUAAAAGCAUUGAGCCUAGAGUGCCAGCUAUCACAUGUUACUACAACAGCUAGAAUUCUCCAUUAAGGGUUUAAGAUUUUAUUGUAUUUAUAAAGCUUUUAUGUAGCUUUUUUGAUCGUUUCCUCAAGUGUCAUUUUCGUUCUGUUUCUCUGCAUGUUUCCUCGCAAUGCAUUUCUUUGCACAUAUAACGUGGGCUCGAAACGGCCUAACAAGUUGCAGGUGAGGAUAGCUGCUCUAGUAAAGAUGCAUUUCUGUAAACCUAAUGCCUUGCUUUACUAGAAUAGAAUGUCAACCUCCAGUUAAAGGAAAAAAAAAAACAAAAAAAAAACCAAACAUUGCAGGAUUCAUUUUACCAAUCAUUGUAUCAUUGAUUAGUUUAUGUUUAGAAGAUGUGGAUUGUUAGUGAGAGAUGUUUUUUUUUUUUCCUUUCUUUUCUUUUUUUUUUUUAAGUAAAUCAAGACAUUCCUAACUAGGGAACUAUGUUAACAGAUCAGCUGCUGUAUUAGUGCACACCCAGUAUUUCUAGAGUGGAAAUAAACUCAGAUGUUCACCUCACUCCCAGAAUAUGCACACGCUUUGCUACGAUUACACCACCCGCCCCUUCCCCCUUUUUCCAGCACCUUCAUUUUGACUACAACACCGUUACCGCCACCAUCCGAUGUAUUUUAGAGGACAAAGAAAAAAAGAAUGUCACCUCCCUCUCUUUGACUGUUCUUUCUAAACCGAACGAUUGUCGGGAUCUGCUGUGAAUCUUUUCUUCAUUCUGUUUGGGGUUCCUUCCUGCAGACGGGCCUGCGGACGCUAGGUUUAUGGGAGAUGAUCUCAGGUCGACGCAUGGCCCCGCAACCUGGGAUCAUUUUGUCAAUUUGAUACUGGCAGUGGCGUUGAUUUUUCAUUUCCUGUGUGUAUAUGUGUGCGCGCGUGCGUAUGUGUUCAGAGGGAAAUACACAGCUCAAUUGGAGAUGAAUAUUUACUGUUUAUUCUCACACGUCGAACCAUUUCACCCACCCUCCCUUUUUGUCUCUCUGUAGUUGAGCAGCAGCGUCUGCUUUGGCCGCUGAGAAAAGAAAAGAAAAAAACACUAAUGCUGUCGACUAACUCACUCGCAUAGACUUGCACAAGAGAGAAAAGGGUAGGAGGACCGUAGUGAAUAUGACAGUGUGCUGAGGCCAUGUAUUUCCACUCUGACGAAUAGUAAAAACUGAAAAAUUACAAUUUUGAAUGGAGUGUUGAAAUGCAGUACUUAAAGCAGGUAGCCAUGCAUUCAUUGACUUAAAGGCACCAGGAUCAUAUUCUGUGGGAUUUCUAUUAGUUUUAAAAAAUGAUAUUAAUAAACUUGGAUAACUUAAUUGUGUUGUUUC